This is a messenger RNA of Thunnus maccoyii (southern bluefin tuna), 660 nucleotides long. RefSeq lists its product as uncharacterized. The record is from RefSeq and is a predicted model, not a curated record. Lineage: Eukaryota; Metazoa; Chordata; Actinopteri; Scombriformes; Scombridae. The transcript has 3 exons. Gene Ontology annotation, molecular function: nucleic acid binding. Bases 1 to 660 code for a protein of 219 amino acids.
AUGGAGGCUGCACUGCGCUGCAUUACCUCUGCAAAUCCGUCUGCUUGGAGCUCCCAGCUGCCCUGGGUGGAAUAUGCUCACAACACCCUGCCCAAUGCCUCCUCAGGUAUGACCCCCUUCCUCUGCUCUCUUGGUUACCAGCCUCCCUUGUUCCCCACUCAGGAAGUGGACAUCGUGGUUCCAUCUGUUCAAGCUCACAUGCGCCGCUGCCACAGGACCUGCACGUGGGCCUGCACUGCCCUGCUCCAUGCUACCACUAGGGCUCGGGCCCAGGCUGACCGCCACUGCACUCCGGCACCCAACUAUUCACCCGGCCAGAAGUCCCCUGUCGCCCCCAGCGCUGGCUCCUCCCCCUCCCCGGCUUAUCGACGACCACCCGGCGUACAUGAUCGUAGACUCCGUUCCUACAAAGACCUCAGCCUGACCCCGGCCCUGUCUCCAGUCCUCCUGCCUCGCCGGCUCAGCCUAUCCCUCGACCUGGCUCCCCGCUCCAUCCCCUAUACCCAGCCUCAUGCCCAGCCCAAGCCCCCAGGUUCCCCGGCUACCGGUCCAGACCUUGGCCCCAGUCUCCCAGUUUUUUCCGCCUUGCAAAUAAAUCCUUUUCCAACCCCACUCGCUGCCUCCUGCCUCGGUGUCUUGCUUGUGGGUUCAUUAGCCUAG